GAGCAGCGGCGCGACAAGUCGCACGGAGGCAAAGCCGUGGUCCGGACCCGCGUCUCCCGGCGCGCGGUCGCCGGCGCCAGCACGCAGGGCAACAGGCCGCUGGGGGAGAUCGCGGCGGAGGCCCCGCCCGACCUGGAGGACCCAGGACUGGCUCCGCACCAGGCAGCCCGCGCCGAGCAUGCAGGCCGCCGCCGCGGGCCGCGACGCCGCCUCCGGCCCCGAGGGCUCGGAGACCAGCGGCACCAAGCCGUCGGCGCUCUCCGACGCCUCGGGGGGCAUGGCGGAGCAGGGCGCGGCGGUGGCGCCGCCAGCGGCCGCGGCGCGCGGCACGCUCAGGGCCUCGGCUACCCCCUGGAGUCUCAAGGGAUCGCGCUUCAGCCACCAGAUGGCCGACACGGAGAAUUGGCUCGGCACCUCCUUGCUAGGCCCAGGCGCCCCAGACAGCCUCUGCUCGGACCACUGGGGGCCCGAGGAACCGGACGUGCCGUCGGCCGCGAUGACCUACGCGCUGCACGAUAUGGGCGUGGUUGCGCAAGGCCUUGCGGUGGCGGACGAGACGUCGCCGUGGUGGAGCGUGGACCCCACUGGCAGCAGGCAGUGGAGCGCCCGCGGAGAGAACUACUCCUGGUCCUGGGACGCCCCGCUGGGCCCCGCGGGGCGGGCCGACGAAGGGCCCCGCGGGCCGCUGGAGCACGCGGUGCCCCCGCCGGCGCUCGACGGCGGCGGCGGCGGAGCGGAGCCCUGGCAAGCCGGGGCGGACCCGGCGACGGUGCCGCUGCCGAAGCUGUGGCUGUGGGGCGAGCGGGCCUCCCUGGGGCUGCCCCCGGUGCCGAGCCCUUGCGCGGCCGACGCCUGGACCGGGCCGGCGCGCACCGCCUGGGACGCCUGGCCCGAGCCGAAGGCGCCGAAGGACGGCGACGCGGCGCCGGCGGGCUCAGGACCAGCCCUGGCCCCGACAGCGGCGCCAACACCGAGGCAUCGGAAGAGGCGGCGCCGCCCGAGCGGCCCAGCCCGCCCGCGCCGAAGCUCAAGACUCCCGGAGCGGGGCUGCCAGGACUCCAGCGCGGCUACCAGUGAUCGGCGCCUGCGCGCGUGCCCCCCCCCCGCCCCACACCCCGCUACGUUUCACGCAUUCUUCGGCUUGCGCGGAGGAACCGCGACUCGGUGCUCAAGCACUCUGCCCGGUCUGUGCCCGCCGAGAGUGAGCAGGCGUGUACAUACAGGUUUGCAGCAUCGUGUCCGAACGUGA
Messenger RNA from Prorocentrum cordatum, 1249 nucleotides. The record is from the annotation of a GenBank genome assembly. Lineage: Eukaryota; Dinophyceae; Prorocentrales; Prorocentraceae.